AUGGCUCGCAAUCGCCCCCUUCCACUCUCCGAGGAGUGGGAGGAUCCCGACACCUAUAUCAAAGAGCUCCUCAACUUCGCGACGACCAAUGUCCUAUUCAUGAACCUGUGCGGUGGCGUACACAUCCUCGAUUUCCUGACCCGCGAGCCCGCUCUAUACACCACCCUCCUCCCAGAAGAUUGGCGAGCCUUCUUCGAACAUCAUGAUAUCCACGAUAUACUGCAACUGCUUCUGCGAGAAGACAUUGAGCCCUUAUGCGUGGAAGCGACCAACGGAGACACUAGCGCAGGUGCUCGCACAUGGAAGGACGGCGCAUUCCCUCCACAGAGCCUUUUAGAAUACAUUCGCCAAGUGCGCCAGCUCAGCCUUCGUCGAGAAUUCGAUACCUCGACGCAGAAGAAGGCAAAACUUCCCAGACAUGUGGCGGUUGGCAUGAAGACGAAAAAAGAGCAUGAGGUCGAAUACUUUUCUCAGUUCGUCGCAUCAUUAUCCGAUACCGUGGGUGAGCGUCGCGGUGAGCCGGUGUCUCAUAUUGUGGAUUUUGGGUCUGGGCAGAAUUAUCUUGGGCGGACAUUGGCCAGCUCACCGUUUCAUAAACAUAUUAUUGCAAUUGAGCGGAAACACCAAUACAUCGCUGGUGCCAUGGGCAUGGAUGUCUCGGCCAAGUUGCGUGAGAAGGAAAAGUCUAAGACGGUGUAUGUGCAUAGUCGCAAGAAGUCCUGCAGUGGCUGCAAUGGCACACCGGAAGUGGCAGCAUCUGAUAAUGCAGAGGCGCAAUCAAAAACAGAACAGCAUGAAGCUCCUGAGGAUGUUCCAGCUCAAGGAGAGACCGCGGAUCAUCAGGAGGAUGUCACUAUGUUCAAGAUGCUAGGCGAGAUUACACUGGAACCUCACGAGCUACUAGGGUCGAUCACAAAGGGAGGUCAAAAACAAAAACCCGACCACGAGAUCGAUACCCGGGGUACUAUCAGCUACAUCGAACACAACAUUCAAGACGGGUACCUCGAGCCCAUCAUUGACCACGUUGUCAAUCCAUCCGCUCCAACGACACCAAGCGAAACCGUAACAGACGAAUCCACCUCUAUAACAAUCCAACCAGAGGAGCAACAACAAAGCAACGCCCGAGUAAUGGUUGUCUCCCUCCAUUCCUGCGGCAACCUAGUCCACCACGGUGUCCGCUCCCUAAUCCUCAACCCCUCCGUCGUAGCGGUCGCCAUGAUCGGCUGCUGCUACAACCUCAUGACCGAACGCCUCGGUCCAGCAACAUACAAACUCCCCGUUCUCCGCUCCCUCCACCCCCGUCUCCAAGCAACGGGCAAUUCCUACGACCCACAUGGCUUCCCAAUGUCCAAGUACUUUGAGAACUACGAAAGUCCCGGCGCAAUCGGCAUGAAGUUCAACAUCACGGCACGCAUGAUGGCCGUGCAGGCACCGUAUAACUGGGGCCAUGAUGAUAGCGAGCGCUUCUUUGCUCGGCAUCACUUCCGCGCCUUGUUGCAACGUAUUUUCGUUGAUCGUGGCGUCGCGGCUAAACCGGGUAUCCCCGAUGAUCUCUACGCUGAAGACGAAGGCGGCGAAUCCACAGCAGCUGUGAUCAUCGGAUCUUUACCAAAGCGCGCAUUCGAAUCUUUCACUGCAUAUGUACGUGCCGCAACGACCAGACUGCUUCGUGACCCGAAACAUGCCUCCAAGAUCCAAGAGCAAAUCGCUACGAUGACGGACGAGGAGAUUCAGCGCUAUGAGAUGGAGUAUCUCCCAACGAAAAAGCAUCUUAGCGUUGUGUGGAGCUUGAUGGCGUUUAGUGCGCAGGUUGUGGAGGCGGUUAUUGUCGUGGAUCGCUGGCAGUUCUUGCGGGAACAUGAUUCGGUCAAAGAGUGUUGGGUUGAGCCUGUCUUUGAGUAUAGUGAGAGUCCGCGCAAUCUGGUUGUUAUUGGGAUUAAAAAGUGA
Messenger RNA from Penicillium subrubescens, 1947 nucleotides. RefSeq lists its product as uncharacterized. Bases 1 to 1947 code for a protein of 648 amino acids. The record is from RefSeq and is a predicted model, not a curated record. Lineage: Eukaryota; Fungi; Ascomycota; Eurotiomycetes; Eurotiales; Aspergillaceae. The transcript has a single exon.